CUCUUCCAGGCCCGGGUGGAGGACGGAGUCAUCGGCUAAGACCUCGCAGCGCUACCGAGAGACAAAGCCAUCCUGGACAUAGAGAGGCCGGACCUGAUGAUCUACCAGCCCCACACUAUGCUACAGCGAGCUGGAGAGGUCCUUGUCUCCUCGCUCCAUCUCUCCUCCUCCCUCCCCAGAGAGGGAGUCAAGGGAGUGGCUGGAGAACCGGUCUCCUGGAGGUUCCUCCCCUGGUUCCAGCAUCCAGACCAGCAGAACACACAGCACACACACACCAUCCACGCCAAACACCCCAAACACCCCGAGCACACAUUCCUCUGGUACCAAGAGCACCAUGCAGCACUUCCACAGACCCGCUCCUGUUCUGAAAAUGGCUCCAACAUUUAUAAGAAGCCUCCGAUCUACAAACAAGACAUGUCGUCCUCUCAGCUCCCUCAGGGGAAACACAUCGAGGAUCUGAUCAUCGAGUCUUCAAAGUUUCCAGCAGCUCAGCCUCCGGACCCGAACCAGCCCUCCAAGAUAGAGACCGACUACUGGCCCUGCCCCCCGUCGCUGGCUGUGAUUGAGAAGGAGUGGAGGAAGGAUCAGGGGGAUGAAGAUGAGGAGGAGGAGCUUGAUGACGAGCUGUGGGGACUCCGCCUGCUCCAGAAACAAGAACUCAACAAGAUCCAGUCCAACCUGGGGAAAAUCAUCCUGAAGGAGGAGCUGCAGUCUGCCGGUCCAAUGAGGAGGAAGACCCGGUCUCUGCCGGACCGGAGCCAGCACGGGUCCAACGCCUUGAAGUCUGUUUAUUUCCCAGCAUCUUCUAAGACCGGCCUGAGCAGGGUGAGUGCUACUGAAAGGCAACGUCCAAUCACAGCAGAGUUUAGUGACGAAGAUGAUGAUGACGAUGACAGUGAUGACAGUGAUGAUGAUGAUGAUGGUGAUGAUUACUCGAGUAUUCCAUGUUCUUCUUUCACUAAUAACUAUAUAAUAAUAUUCUAUAACUUUUCUUUGUUCUCUCUUGCUGCAGAUCUUCAGAAUGGAGACUCCAGGAUGGACAGAGGAAACUCUCUACCCAGCAUGUUGGAACACAAAAUUUACCCCUAUGAGAUGUUGGUGGUGACCCACAGAGGACGGAGCAAACUGCCCCCCGGGGUGGACAGAACCAGGCUGGAGAGACACCUGUCUCAGGAGGAGUUCUUCAGCGUGUUCGGGAUGUCCAUCGAGGAGUUCAGUCGCCUUUCUGUCUGGAAGAGAAACGAUCUGAAGAAGAAGGUCUGCCUCUUCUGACACACAUCCUCUGCGGACUGCAUCUCCCACAAUCCCCUGCUCUUCCUGGAUCACUGCAGGAUCCUAAAACCCUCACAGACUCUGAACAAAACAUCAUUAUCAAGCACCAACACCACCAACACCACCAACACCACCACAGGAGCUCACCGUCAGUGACGCCUCAGACUUCAGAGUGAGUUCAGAGUUCUGCUGUCAGCUUCAGUUUGUAGUUUUCUGUGGAUUCAUAACAAAAUACUGAGUGAGACAAACAACCUUUGACCUGGAAGUGAAGAGUCAUCACACCAGAAUAUUUAGCAAGUUCUCCACAUUAUCUAAUGUGAGCCAGUUAGCAUUCGGAUCCAACAUUCAACUUUUACAUAAACACUGCAAAUGUUGACACAUGCAAAGGAACAUUAGCAGUGGGAGAGUUCGUGUUAUCUGAAGGCGGUUUAACGAGGUACUGAUCCAGAGUCAGCUGAGUGUAGGCACAAGCUGAACCAACCAACCUGCUGUGGACCGAGGCAGCGACAGAACAGAUUCUACACAAGAACAUCAAAAUCAGUCCAAGUGUUUGAUUUCAAACUGAAGAAGGAUACUUACAUAUACUGUAUGUGAGUAUCACAUCACCUGUGGGUCGUUAAGAACACCUGGGGGUCGUUAAGAACACCUGGGGGUCGUUAAGGUCACUUGGGGGUCGUUAAGGUCACCUGGGGGUCGUUAAGGUCAUCGUUAAGAGUCUUAACAACUGGUCCUCUUGUCUGCUUUGAUCCCUGUCUACACUGACUCUGGAUCAGAACCUCGUACUGCCAAAUCAACAACACAAACUGUCCCACAUCCAGGUUCAUACGAGUCUGCUCUGCUGGAGUUUGCCUCCAGUUAGCAACUAAGCUACCUAGCUGUCUUGCUACUAGCCAGCAAACCAGAAUUUAAACUAGCUCACCAGCCAUUAGCUCAUCAGCAGCUAAGCUACUGUACCGAGCAGGUCCUGGUGUGACCCAAAAAGAGCAGCGACGUGCAGACGUUUAGGUCUCAUUUGUUUGGUUGUAGUGGUGGCAUUCUGGGAAAUGAAGUUCUCACUGGAAGUUAUAUGUUAAUCCCACUAACUUUAGCAUCAAAGUGUCUCAUACACAUUAAAGUUCACACCUCCUGUAGGCUGACAUGAGAAAACAUUGAACAACAUUCCUGCUGACCCUGAGUCAGAUUUCAAAUACAGAUUCAAUGCUAACCUGCGAGCGAUCCUUCAAAAGGAUCGUUUCUAUUGGCUUAGCCAGCUGAUGAUGUCAUGAUGACGGUAUUCCUUUCCCAGCAAGAAGAACAAGGAGGCGGUUUGAUCGACUCCUUGUUCGUCUUUAUAAUACAGCAAAAGGCACUGCCCUGUUUAACCUUAGUACACCACACACACACACACACAGUGAAAACAUUUGAACCCGAGCUGGACCGAGCUGGACCGAGCUGGACCGAGCUCCGGUUUGUCCAAUCAGCAGGUUGUAUUUAGACAUUUAGCGUCGGCUAGUGUUGCUUAGUGACCAAAUGAUGUGCAGCUAUUUUUUAACCUAACUAGACAAAGUGGCAUGUUUGUUAUUAAAUAUAAAAUAAGAUAAAAAAAGUGAAUCAGUUCAUGAGGACGCAAGGAGGACUGAGGAAUCAUGGGAAAUAACACUGGAACACACUUCAGGACGUCUGUUUGACUUUAGCACACAUACUUAUAUAUAUAUCCAUCUUCAUCAUAUCUGAUCUCCACAUACAUGGAUAAGUUCAACCUGUGAACAUCUAAAGUGCUAAACAAGCUGAUUGAAGCUGCAUUAAUACACAUAUUGCAGUAUAAUGAUUGUAAACAUAAUGGCUGACAGCCGAGCUGAGUCCGCUCAGUUCGCGUAGUCAGACUCGAGAGUUUACGUCGUUGUGUUUUUGUGUUAAAGUGAAUUAAUGAAGGUCACAAUCAUUCACUCUCACUGCAAACGGCAAAAUCAAAAAAUCAUCACACGCCGCCGUGUCUGCCUCGCCACCACACGCUUCCUGUACCUGUCAAAAUAAAAGACUGGAACAAGAAAAAAACAAAAACAAAAAAACUGUUGAAGAUUUGUGGAGCGAUCUGAGCAUUGGUCACUUUAUGUUGAUUUUCUUUAUUAUUCUUUUGUUGUUUUGAUUCUGAUACUGAGAGCAUUACGCUUUGUUCUGAUUGGUUGUGUGUAGUUAGAAACAGGAAGUGGGUUGCUGUGACUAACACCAUGAUGACACAAAGAUUGUUCCACGUUUUUCUUUUUGUAUAUUUUAAAGUGUGUUUUUUUAUUGAUUCGAUUAUUUUAACACGCAGGGCGACUUCACGAGGCGCGUCACCGCCAACUACUGCAAGCAUGAUGUCACAUUUUUAAUUUAACCUUUAAUGAAGUAGAUUUAUAUAUAACGAUGCUGGCAGUAACAGAUCUCUGGCUCAGGUAAACGACAGACAGGAAAUAAACUGAUGUUUCUUUGGACACACAGAGGUCAGAGGUCAGACUGAGGUCAGACUGAGGUCAGACUGAGGUCAGAGGUCAGGCUUGUUUGCGAUGACUUGUCCAUCUGAAGUCGUCCUGCUGCUGUACAGAACUGAACCUCUGAAUGACAAAAUGAUUCUUGUUGUUGUUGUUUUCAUAUUUGGAUCCAGGUGACGUAACAGAUGAAUGGAGAUGUGAACGAAUAACCAUGAGUUACAAUAAAGAGCAUUUCUAUUCGCUUUGA
Larimichthys crocea (large yellow croaker) is the source of this 3969-nucleotide messenger RNA. Its product is annotated as dematin. The record is from RefSeq and is a predicted model, not a curated record. NCBI's taxonomy places the organism in Eukaryota, Metazoa, Chordata, Actinopteri, Sciaenidae. Gene Ontology annotation, biological process: lamellipodium assembly; actin filament bundle assembly; cytoskeleton organization. Gene Ontology annotation, molecular function: actin filament binding. Gene Ontology annotation, cellular component: plasma membrane; actin cytoskeleton.